CUGGGGCUUCAGUGACUUCCUCGUUGCGAGCCCGGGCCGGGCAGCGUUCGGAGUUGCCGCCCCGCUGUCCCUGCUGGGCCCGCUAGCCCGAGUCUAGUCGCAGCCCCGACCCGGCCCGACGGUUCCCCUGUGAUCACAGGUCCUUCCCCGCACGCCCCGCGCUCCCUGACAUGCCCAAUCCCAGCUGCGCCGCCUUUCCCAACCCCCUCCCUGAGGAAAUUAGGAACCUGUUGGCAGAUGUUGAAACAUUUGUCGCAGACAUACUGAAGGGGGAGAAUUUAUCUAAGAAAGCAAAGGAAAAGAGAGAAUCCCUUAUUAAGAAGAUAAAAGAUGUAAAGUCUAUCUAUUCUCAGGAAUUUCAAGACAAAGGUGAUGCAGAAGAUGGUGAAGAAUAUGAGGAUCCUUCUGCUGGGCCUCCAGACACUAUUUCAUUAGCCUCAGAAAGAUAUGAUAAAGAUGAUGAAGCCGCCUCUGAUGGAAACCAGUUUCCUCCAAUUGCAGCACAGGACCUUCCUUUUGUUUUAAAGGCAGGCUACCUUGAAAAACGCAGAAAAGAUCACAGCUUUCUGGGAUUUGAAUGGCAGAAACGGUGGUGUGCGCUCAGUAAAACAGUAUUCUAUUAUUAUGGAAGUGACAAAGACAAACAACAGAAGGGAGAAUUUGCAAUAGAUGGCUACAGUGUCAGAAUGAAUAACACUCUUAGGAAGGAUGCAAAGAAAGAUUGCUGUUUUGAAAUCUCUGCUCCUGAUAAACGUAUCUAUCAGUUUACAGCAGCUUCUCCCAAAGAUGCUGAGGAAUGGGUACAACAUCUGAAAUUUAUAUUACAAGAUAUGGGAUCGGACAUUAUUCCUGUGGAUGAAGAUGAAAAAGGAGAAUUAUAUGAUGAUGUUGUUCCUUUACCAGGCAGUGUUUCAUCAGCAAGCUAUCACCCAAUUGAAGAAAUUUACGAAGAACUUCCAGAAGAGGAAGAGGACAGCACUCCCAUGAAAGCUGGGGAACAAAGGAAGACGAGCCUGGACAGUGCCCGCCCCACCUCAGGGGACAAAAGCACUGAUUAUGCUAAUUUUUACCAGGGUUUGUGGGACUGCACAGGGUCUCUCGCUGAUGAAUUAUCAUUUAAGCGUGGUGAUGUGAUUUACAUUCUUAGCAAGGAAUACAAUAGAUAUGGCUGGUGGGUAGGAGAAAUGAAGGGAGCCAUUGGCUUGGUGCCGAAAGCCUACAUAAUGGAGAUGUAUGAUAUUUGAGAGUCCUGGCAGGAAAAAAUCAACAUUUCAACUGAAGAAAAAAUUAAAAUGCAACUUUUCCUUUCUGCCUGCAUAAAAGGAGGAUUCUUCUGCUAGGCUGCAGACGCUUUGGAUUUAAAAUCAUCAUGAACGCACUAGCAACAGCUCAUCGCCUUUGUUUUGUUGAAUAUUGUUCAUCUUUCACUGUUAUCGUACGCUUUCAUUAUAAUACUCCUCUGAUGUGAAAUUCAAUGAAAGAUAUUAAUGUAAAUUAGAUGCAAGCAGCAAAGUUAAACCUGUUGCUAUUUUGAGAAGUAAUAAUUGUAUUUUUUAUUUACUCAUUUGGUUUGUGUGAGGAAGUCAGCGCUAUUUUAUAAGUACCUCAGAGUCACAGCUACCUCCAGUAUGAGUUGUAAUUUCUUUUAAUAUUGGACAUUAAUUAUUUUUAAGAUGUAAUAGAUAAUUUCAUAGAAAUUUAAUUGAAAAUAUCAUACAAGUUUUUGGUAGAUGCUACCUAAAGGACAGAGCUUUAUUAAAACUUUGUAGAUGACUUAUCUUACUAUUUAUUUUUCAUAUAAUAAUAAUAAUAUGUCUUCAUGGAGGAAUUUUUUCUGAUUAACAAUUUGUUUUGUGUUAUUCAGAACCACAAGAAAGAAAAAACUAAAUAAAUCUUCUUUCUUUCCCGUGGCUCUGCGUGACAGAACAGUGUGCUUGCUGCAGCACGUGUGCGAGCCAGACAGAGUUUGUGCAAAAGCCCUCAUCAACAACAUAUCUGAUGACGGGCUUGCCAACAUUUUCUACUGUAGUUUUGUUUAAAUUUAAUAAAAUUAAAAACUCAUAAGAAAUUCCAUCUGCCACGAAUAUAAUGGCAUUAAAAAAAUCUCAAUAUGUUCUCAGACUAAGCCAGCACUCUCUGGUCCUUCCUGGCCUUUGCUUUGCUUUGAUGGUCCCACCCCAGAAGAGGAAAACUCCAGAUCUGAAUCCCUACACUUCUUAGAGCAGUGAAAAGACAGGGACGGCAGCUCAGAGAGGAGAGUAUAGAAAUCCCAGUGGGACAUGGACAAGAGUUGAGAGGGAGGGUAGAUUAAUCUGACAUUGGAGAUGUAUGCUGUGCUGCCUGAGCAAGAUUUGCAGAAUUUUAGCAUUAUCUUUUCAGGUAUAUUUGAAGUGAAAGGUAUUUUAAAUGCCUGUGAGGUACCAAUGUGGCCUUAAUAUAUAUCAAAGUGCCCUGCUGAUUGGAUAAUUAUUCGGAGUGGAUAUAAUCUCUUAAUAUUGAAUCAUUGACUAGGAGGAUCUACCUUUGUUGAAUUUUCUGAUCUCUUCUUUAUAAAGAUAAAGAUUCUUACUGUGCAGAUAAGCUAUCGUAUUACUUAUAUAAAACUUUUACAAGUGGUAUUUUGGAGUGUGUAUUUUCCCAUUACCCCCCAGUCCUAUGGCCAUCUGAUUUCAGGUGUGAAAGAAUAUUAACUUUAGUGAUUGUGGGUAAACUUCAGUGUAGAUAAAUUAAACAUUGUCAAGGUAAAGGUACCAGAAAAUAAUUUGUGUGCUCGUUAGCCUCUUCCUAAUGUAGAGCCAUUGCAGUAGUUUUGACAUCAUCUUGACAAAAAAUGAGACAACCAGAGAAGAAUUUAGCAGACUGGUUUUCAAAGCCUGAGAGGUUGGAAAGCAAAAAGAGUUGUGAUUUCCUCUGAAAAAUAUAGACUUGCUAGUGGAUGCAGGUUUCCUGAUUCUGACUUAAGUGAAGAUUCUAGUCCUGGGCCAGUAGAUGGCAGCAGCUUUUCAUUACAUAUCCUACCACGUAAGCCCCCAUCCCCCACUCAGAUACAAACUCCCAGGGAAUGUAAAACAUUCAGAAGAUUUCUGCCUCCUUUUACAGUUAAUCCAGGAGAGGGAGUCCUUUGCCAACUGAUGACCAACACUUCCAAGCCAGAUAGUCUCUCUGUGACUGGUGACAAUACAGAAAUAAAGUGUUACUUUUGUCCAGAGCUCUUCUGGUCUUUGUUCUUUUUUAACUUGAAUGUAAGUGGGAUUUAUGAAAGGAAAGAUAUAAAAAUUGGAGUGACAGGGAAAAAAUAAUUUCUUUCAAUUUGUAACAACUUUGCAUAUUUCAUUCAUUUGGAAAAAUCAUUUUGCAUACUUCCAGGGAGAAACUUUUCUUUACACCCUUGACAAUAUCUCACACACUCUUCAAGUUCAUAAUAAUAUCAUUAAUGUGAAUUUAAACAACAUGCCUUGUUAGAAAAUAUGCUAAUUGUUAUAUUCUCAUUAUGUUUGCUUAGCUUUUAUUUGUUUUUCUAUGAACAGUUAGAGAGCUAAUUUUUUUCAAAGGUGAUUGUAAGUCAUAUUUUAUAUAGCGUUUUGCUUGAUUAUUUGCUCUGUACUGAAUUUGUACUCUAUUGCCAUUAGAUCUUACAAUAAUGUUCCACUCUGCAAAUUUUUAAGGUUCAAAUAAAGUUUAAUUGUUUGCAAACUGUUAUGAUGCUAAUAAUUCAACAGCCUGCUGUGUUACUAAUGAAAUUACUUUGUUAUGAUUAAUUUGGAAAAUAGUGUGUUGAUUGUAGUAAUUAAGCACAACAAGGUGAAGUAAAUGAUUCUAAUGCCAUCUGGCCUCCAAACUGAAUGAAGAAAUGAAAUAGGGCUGUCAUCAGAAUUUAUUCAAAGAAGUAAGGAUAAUACAAAUGACUUUCAUUGCUAUAGGGUUUACACUUCACCACUGCUCACUCCAUUCUGCUUUUGCCACUUUGUUACACAUCACACUUUCUUUGUGUCACAUUAAAGAAUG
Molecule: messenger RNA, 4005 nt
Organism: Talpa occidentalis (Iberian mole)
Lineage: Eukaryota; Metazoa; Chordata; Mammalia; Eulipotyphla; Talpidae
Gene: SKAP2
Product: src kinase associated phosphoprotein 2
Exons: 13
Coding region: 171-1244 (357 amino acids)
Cellular component (GO): plasma membrane; cytoplasm
Molecular function (GO): protein binding
Source: RefSeq, a predicted model, not a curated record